This is a messenger RNA of Helicoverpa armigera (cotton bollworm), 767 nucleotides long. Its product is annotated as tax1-binding protein 3 homolog. Gene Ontology annotation, molecular function: protein binding. The transcript is spliced from 3 exons. The record is from RefSeq and is a predicted model, not a curated record. The coding region runs from base 277 to 648 and encodes 123 amino acids. Lineage: Eukaryota; Metazoa; Arthropoda; Insecta; Lepidoptera; Noctuidae. Gene Ontology annotation, biological process: embryo development; cell-cell adhesion; receptor localization to synapse. Gene Ontology annotation, cellular component: basolateral plasma membrane; cell junction.
GCUAACAAAGUGCUAAAGUUGUACAAAUAGUGAAUUAUACGAUUACAAUAUAUUUUAAUAACACAAAAUCAUACGUACUUACGCUGUGGUAUCUACAAACAUUGAUAGUAUUAGUGAUUCGGAGAUAUCGCACCAAGAGACGCACAUAAAAACCUAUUGUGUUUAUACAAGGUAGAAGUUGUUUUGCAGUACACAGUGGAUAUAUUGUCGCAAAUAACGACAAUACCUCAGAUUUUUACUGAAGUUUACACCCGAGGAACUAAAUAACCAAUCACCAUGGCGAAAAUGGCAUUUCAGCACCAGGCUGGAACAGCUAUGGAGUGUCUUAGUAUACCUAUUACACUCCAAAAAGAGGCAGGCGUUGAUUCUGAAGGUAGAGAAGUUAUGAAAUGCGGUUUUAAAAUUGGCGGCGGAAUAGAUCAGGAUUUUCGCAAAAGUCCGCAAGGAUAUACCGAUAACGGUAUUUAUGUAACAGAAGUCCAUGAAGGGAGUCCUGCUGCUAAAUCUGGCUUGAGGAUGCAUGACAAAAUAUUACAGUGCAAUGGCUAUGACUUCACAAUGGUAACGCACAAAAAAGCUGUGAGCUACAUCAAGAAACACCCAAUUUUAAACUUAUUAGUAGCAAGGAAAGGCGUAACAUCUACUUAAAUCAAUUUGUUAUAAACCAUCUUACUUAUAAACAUUAUUUAGUUUGUAAUUACUUUGAGGUUUAUCUAUUUAUUGUGUUUCAAGAAUAGAUAAUAUUUAUUUGUUAUCUUUCAAGAUAA